AUGGCCUGGCCCUGUAUCAGCCGGGUGUGCUGCUUGGCCCGCUUCUGGAGCCAGCUGGACAAGUCCGAUCUUUCCGUGCCGCUCACCAUCCACAACUACUCGGACAUCGAGGAGCAGGAGGACGGGCCGCCCCAGCGCGGCGGGCCGCCUCCGCGGGGCAGCGCUCGCCCGCCCGUCCCGGCGCGCCGCUCGCGGGACCCCGCCGCCGGGAAGCCGAGCGGCCGCAGGAAGAGCCGGGCGGCCGCCGCCGAAGAGCCCUUCGCGGCGGAGACCCAGUACCGGCGGGACUUCAGAGCGUGGCCCCUCCCGAGGAGGGACGACUUCCCCUGGGUCAGCGCCAGUAGCGGCGGCGGCGGCGGGAAGGACGGGGCCGCCCCCCAGCCCGCCCCGGGACGCGCCGCCUGCGCCCUGCCCGGCGGCGGCGGGAGACCGGCGGUCGACGGCCCCGAGCAGCUGCGGCCGCGCUCGCAGGCGGACGGCGGCCACACCACCUCCUACAGACAAGAGUAUCGCCCAUGGACUGGAGCAAAACCAUCCAAGCCUAUAAAGUCAAAACAAGGCUUCAUUAUCCCAGAAGACCAUUUUGUUCAAGAGACAAGCUACAAGGCAGACUUUAAGAUCCCAGACGUGAAGACCAGGUUCUCCCCCAACCCUUCUGCUGUUUUCCAGGCGCCAUCACGGAUCCUCAACGUGUGA
This is a messenger RNA of Cinclus cinclus, 696 nucleotides long. It is a transcript of the gene MAP6D1, whose product is annotated as MAP6 domain containing 1. Gene Ontology annotation, biological process: cytoskeleton-dependent intracellular transport; regulation of microtubule cytoskeleton organization; microtubule cytoskeleton organization. NCBI's taxonomy places the organism in Eukaryota, Metazoa, Chordata, Aves, Passeriformes, Cinclidae. Bases 1 to 696 code for a protein of 231 amino acids. The transcript is spliced from 3 exons. The record is from RefSeq and is a predicted model, not a curated record. Gene Ontology annotation, cellular component: Golgi-associated vesicle; microtubule; cis-Golgi network. Gene Ontology annotation, molecular function: calmodulin binding; microtubule binding.